This is a messenger RNA of Hyaena hyaena (striped hyena), 1732 nucleotides long. RefSeq names its product nei like DNA glycosylase 1 (gene NEIL1). Gene Ontology annotation, molecular function: DNA N-glycosylase activity; DNA-(apurinic or apyrimidinic site) endonuclease activity; damaged DNA binding. The transcript has 9 exons. Lineage: Eukaryota; Metazoa; Chordata; Mammalia; Carnivora; Hyaenidae. Gene Ontology annotation, biological process: base-excision repair. Gene Ontology annotation, cellular component: nucleus. The record is from RefSeq and is a predicted model, not a curated record. Bases 476 to 1435 code for a protein of 319 amino acids.
CACCAGGUGGGGUGAACCGGCUCGGGCUCCGGCCUGGCUCUGUUAGCGCCUCACUGGCCGAUGCGCAGUGAGUCUAGCCCCCUCUGGCCCUCAGUCCCUUCAUGUGUGGACCAAGACAGUGUCCCUUCCUGGGGACAGCUCCCUGAGCGAAUGGAUGUGGAACCCCAAAACUGACGUGGGGGUGGGCAAAAGGAAGGGUAGGUGUGCCCUGAGGACAUGUGGCCAGUUUGAGUCAGAGCUGGGGAUCAGCAUCUCCUUGCUGCACUCGGGAGGUUUGAGAAGAAAGGUGAAGGGGCUUUAACCACCUGGUAAGAUGGGAGGCCAAGAAGGAACGGCUUCAAGGGGGUGGGCAGGGGACUGCUUGCCUGAUGACAUGGUCUCUGAAUCAGGUUUGUGGUCUCCCAUAUUCUGCCUGCCCACUGGUCUGUGACAGCCCCACGGUGUCCUCUGUGCGAGGGGUAACAGCUGGGACAUAAUGCGUGUCACACAGGAUGGCACAGCGUCAGCCACUUCCCUUCCUCUAAAGGUGAACCGUGUACGGGUUCCUAUUUCGUGCCAAGCCCUCCUCUACGUGUUGGGGUACAGCAGUGAUCAGGACAGCCACGGCCCCUGCUCCCACAGAGCUGAAGUUCAGAUGGGGAAGGGGGACAAGGAAACCAAGCAGAUGAAUUCCAGUAGAUACAGGCCUGAAGGAAGAUCCAAGAGGGAGAACGUAUUACGAAACCUAGCGGACAAGGUCUUUGACAAGCCCAUCUGUGAGGCCCUCUUGGACCAGAGGUUCUUCAACGGCAUUGGCAACUAUCUUCGGGCAGAGAUCCUGUACCGAUUGAGGAUCCCCCCCUUCGAGAAAGCCCGCAAGGUUCUGGAGGCACUGCAGCAGCGAAGGCCGAGCCCGGAGCUGACCCUGAGCCAGAAGAUCAAGGCAAAGCUGCAGAACCCAGACCUGCUAGAACUGUGUCACUCGGUGCCCAAGGAAGUGGUCCAGCUGGGGGGCAAAGGUUACGGGCCGGAGAGCGGGGAGGAGGACUUUGCUGCCUUCCGGGCGUGGCUACAGUGCUAUGGCAUGCCUGGCAUGAGCUCCCUGCAGGACCGGCGUGGCCGCACCAUCUGGUUCCAGGGGGAUCCUGGACCCCUGGCACCCAAAGGGGGCAAGUCCCGCAAGAGGAAAUCCAAAAGAGCACAGCAGGAUCCUGAGGACAGAUUGGAGGACCCUCUCCUUCCAAGCACUGCCCCUUCCAGAACACGUGGGGCACAGAGAGGCCUUCCUGAGCAAACUACAGCCCAGCAGCCCGAGGGGACCAGCCUCCCGCAGGACCCAGAAGUCCCUCUAGUCCCUAAGAAAGGAAAAAGGAGGGGGCGACCGACAACCUCAGGCCACCGCAGACCCCGAAAGAUCAAGGCUGACACCCCAUCCUCAGAGAAUGGAGGGACCUGAGCCUCUUAGCAGGAGGGUCUCCUUGCUCGCACCCACCCCUUCCCUCUGCCUUGCACUGGAGCAAGGGCCCUGGGCAGCUUGCAGGCAGCAGGCUGGAGCUGAGGGCACCUGGAUGCCCCGGGCCUGAGGCCGUUCCCUGCACAGCUAUGAAUUUGUGUUCCCCACCUUCCCCAUUUUUUAAGCCCAUGAGAGAAAUACUGUAAUUUUUUAUAAACUAAUAAACUUGAACUUCUUGGCACUUCUUGGGCUGGCUGCAGAAGGUGUGGGAAGGCCAAGUUGGGAGGACCCGCUGCCUGA